This is a messenger RNA of Merops nubicus (carmine bee-eater), 999 nucleotides long. RefSeq names its product beaded filament structural protein 2, phakinin (gene BFSP2). Gene Ontology annotation, biological process: intermediate filament organization. NCBI's taxonomy places the organism in Eukaryota, Metazoa, Chordata, Aves, Coraciiformes, Meropidae. The record is from RefSeq and is a predicted model, not a curated record. The transcript is spliced from 6 exons. Gene Ontology annotation, molecular function: structural molecule activity. The coding region runs from base 32 to 757 and encodes 241 amino acids. Gene Ontology annotation, cellular component: intermediate filament.
GGGCGAAGCAGUCCUUGAAAAUGCUCGUCUCAUGCUGCACACUGAGAACAUCCAAGCCUGUGCUGAAGACUUCAAAGACAGAUAUGAAAAUGAGCAGCCAUUCAGAAAGGCAGUGGAAGAUGAAAUUAAUUCCCUAUAUAAAGUGAUCGAUGAUGCUAAUUUAACAAAAAUGGACCUGGAGAGUCAGAUAGAGAGCAUGAAAGAAGAACUAACUUUGCUGUCAAAGAAUCAUGAAGAAGAUGUGAAGGUACUAUACAAGCAGCUUGCCGGAUCUCAGCUGGAAGAACUUGAUGUUCCCCUGGGAAGUGGCCUGGACGACAUACUGGAAAAAAUCAGAAUCCACUGGGAGAGAGACAUUGAAAAGACUCGUGCUGAGACGGGCGCCCUGCUCCGUACCAAGCAGCAGGCUGAGACGCCGGCCGCCGUGCGGAGCCAGGAGGAGGAGCUGGUGGAGGGCCUCAGGACCGAGUUCCACGAAACCGCCUGCAAAAUCCAGAGCUUGCAAGCAGAAACCGAGUCUUUGAGAACCUUGAAGAGGGGUCUGGAGAACUCUUUAUACGACGCCAAGCACUGGCACGACAUUGAACUGCAGAACCUCGGCUCUGUCAUUUCCAAGCUGGAGGCAGAGAUGGGAGAAAUCAAAGUAGAGACCGAGCAGCAGCAGCGGGACCGCGAGAACCUGCUGAGCAGCAAGCAGCAGCUGGAGAAGGACAUCGCUGCCUACCACUGCCUGCUGGACGGCGAGCAGGGCAGCUGAUUAUGACACUCCCAGCCCUCAGAAGUCCACUGCCACUGAAGCAAAAGCUGUCACUGCCAGUUAUGUUCGUGGAAGCUAAAACCCAUCACCGCAGCCUGCUUUAUUCUGUUUGACUCAACAAUCAAAGUAGGUUGUAGCUUGAACAACUUUAUUAGACCCUCUUCUUGUAAUUGCUUUGCUUACAGAUUUCAAUUUACUCAUGUUGUUAAAAUUAUAACAAAAAUAAAGAAUAUCAGGUUUUU